This is a messenger RNA of Penicillium daleae, 684 nucleotides long. Its product is annotated as GNAT family N-acetyltransferase. The transcript has a single exon. The coding region runs from base 1 to 684 and encodes 227 amino acids. The record is from RefSeq and is a predicted model, not a curated record. Gene Ontology annotation, molecular function: protein N-terminal-serine acetyltransferase activity; protein-N-terminal-alanine acetyltransferase activity. NCBI's taxonomy places the organism in Eukaryota, Fungi, Ascomycota, Eurotiomycetes, Eurotiales, Aspergillaceae.
AUGGAUCGCCCAGUCGGACCUCCCGUGGAGGUCAAACAAGCCCUGCCACCACCCUCCACCACAAUCACAGGUCGCUCCGUCCAACUCGAGCCAUUAACCCCCACCCACAUUGACGACUUGUAUCCCCUCAUCGGUCAACCCGAACAAGCCCCUCUAUGGACAUACAUUCCCAAAGGCCCGUUCAACGACAAAGCCUCCUUCGCAGAACUUAUCACGACCUACUCCAACUCCAAAGAUCCAUUCUUCUACGCCAUCAUCAACAAAACCACCCAAAAACCAAUCGGCAUCUUCAGCCUCCUCCGCAUCGACCUAACCAACCGCGUUAUCGAAAUAGGCUUCAUAGUGUUCUCUCCUCUUCUCCAGCGCACGACCGCUGCCACGGAGGCCGUGUAUCUUCUCGCCAAAACGGUCUUUGAGGAUCUGGGGUACCGCCGUUUCGAGUGGAAAUGCGAUAAUCUGAAUGCGCCGUCGAAGAGGGCAGCAGUACGGUUUGGAUUUACGCCUGAGGGGGUGUUUCGCCAGCAUUUGAUUGUGAAGGGGCGGAAUCGGGAUACAGCUUGGUUUUCGAUUUUGGAUUCCGAGUGGCCGGUUGUAAAGGGGGCAUUUGAGAAGUGGUUGGAUCCGGGAAAUUUUGAUGCGGACGAGAAGCAGGUCCAGUCUUUGGUUGAGUUGAGGGGAGUUUGA